Messenger RNA from Saccostrea cuccullata (small rock oyster), 2999 nucleotides. Its product is annotated as vacuolar protein sorting-associated protein 11 homolog. Gene Ontology annotation, molecular function: protein binding; protein-macromolecule adaptor activity. Gene Ontology annotation, biological process: organelle fusion; vesicle-mediated transport; vacuole organization. The transcript has 29 exons. Bases 16 to 2778 code for a protein of 920 amino acids. The record is from RefSeq and is a predicted model, not a curated record. Lineage: Eukaryota; Metazoa; Mollusca; Bivalvia; Ostreida; Ostreidae. Gene Ontology annotation, cellular component: endosome; HOPS complex.
ACAAUAUAUGGAAAAAUGGCCUUCCUACAAUGGAGAAGAUUUAAUUUUUUUGACAAGGAGGUUCUGAAAGAUCCAGAGACUGACCAGGUGUAUGACAAGUUAAAGGAUGUGAACAUCUCAGCGUGUGUGAGUGGGCGGGGCCAGCUGAUCGUGGGGGACCAUGAGGGGUACGUUUACAUGAUUAACAAACAGCUCAGUCUCAACAUGUUCAAGGCAUACGAGAUCAGGGUCUCCCACCUUCACCAGAUGAAACAACACAACCUUCUAGUCUCCAUAGGGGAAGAUGAACAAGGAAUUAAUCCUCUAAUUAAAGUUUGGAAUUUAGAUAAGAUGGACAAAGGUGGACCAAUGUGUACCAGAAUUAGCAGAGCCAUCCCUAAUAACAAAGCCACGCCAGUCACAUGCCUAACUGUUCAUGAAAAUUUGAAUUGGAUGGCUGUUGGGUUUGAAAAUGGAAGUGUUCUUCUGUUCAAGGGAGAUGUGACAAGAGACAGACACAGUAAGUCAAGGAUAGUCCAUGAGAGUCCUAAGCCAGUGACUGCCCUGGAGUUUAAGACGCAGGGGAAGAAUAUUUUCCUGUUUGUGGUAACAGAUGCUAAUGUGAUAUCUAUCAACAUCUCGGGCAAACAGGAUAUCAAGAGCACACUGGAGAUGUUUGGAGGUAAGCGGGGUGGAGUGGUGAUGAGUGACCAAAGUCAGGAUAAUCAGCUGGUGGUAGCCAGACCUGAUGCUGUGUAUUUCUACCAGACAGACAGUCGAGGGCCAUGUCUGGCCUUCGAGGGGGAGAAGUUGAGACUCCAUUGGUUCAGGAACUACCUGAUUGUUGUGGGGAAGGAGGAUAAAACCCUCCCCAGACCUGUUCAAUUAAGUGGGCAGGCGAUGGAGAUGCACAUAGUGACGGUGUACGAUAUACAGAAUAAGUUUAUAGCUUACUCCGCCCCCUUCCCUGAUGUGAUCGAUGUCCUGUCAGAGUGGGGCAGUGUUUAUAUCCUAGGGGGAGACCAAAAGAUAUAUCAGCUACAAGAGAAGGAUACUCAGACCAAAUUAGAAAUGUUAUUCAAGAAAAAUAACUACACACUUGCCAUCAGUCUUGCCAAAAGCCAGCAUUAUGAUCAGGAGGGAUUGAUUGACAUUUUUACACAGUAUGGUGAUCACCUGUACAGUAAGGGGGACCAUGAUGGGGCCAUUGACCAGUACAUCAAAACCAUUGGCAAACUAGAGGCCUCCUACGUCAUACGCAAGUUUUUAGAUGCCCAGAGAAUCCACAAUUUGACAAAGUACUUACAAGCUCUACAUAAACAGCAGCAGGCCACAGAGGAGCACACUACACUCCUCCUCAACUGUUACACCAAACUCAAAGACGUCAACAAACUGGACGAGUUCAUCAUGACUAAAGACCGUGAGGUAGAUUUUGAUGUAGAGACGGCCAUUAAGGUGUGUCGACAGGCGGGAUACUUUGAGCAUGCUCUGUUCCUCGCGGAGAAGCACGGUAAACACGAGUGGUAUCUAAGGAUACAGCUGGAGGACAUCAAACAAUAUCAAAAAGCCCUGGAGUACAUCGGAAAACUAGAGUUCACUGAGACUGAAGAGAAUGUGAAGAAAUAUGGGAAGGUGUUGAUGGCUGAGGUCCCCCAACAGACAACAGAAUUGUUAAAGAGGUUAUGUACAGACUACAGACCAACAGACAAGCCAUUAAUUGAUCAAAGCAUGAUGGAUGGGGGAGUGGCCAGAAUAGAGCGGGCACCUGCGGAACAUUUUAUUCAUAUUUUUGUCAACAACUCGGAGAAAUUAACCGAAUUCCUGGAACACAUGAUUAAGGUUCAGCCUAAUUCUCCCAGUCUGCUAUACAACACAUUGUUAGAGCUAUACCUACAUGACAUUGUGCAUGAAACAGACAGCACGAGAAAGACAGAGAGAGUGAGGAAAACGGAGGAACUGUUGAAGAAUCCAGAUGCAAAGUAUGACCUAGAUCAAGCCAUGGUUCUCUGUCAGAUGAAUGACUUCAAGGCUGGCAUUCUCUACCUGUAUGAAAAAGCUCACCUAUACCAACAGAUUCUACGGUACCAUAUGGAGCAUGAUGACUUUGUGCAUGUCAUUGAGACCUGUAAAAAGUUUGGACAACAGGACUCCAAUCUGUGGGUGCAGGCCUUGUCAUACUUUGCCAGGAAAGAGGACAACUGUAAACCUCAGCUGAUGGAGGUCCUGUCUCAAAUUGACAAGAAGAAUCUAUUACCACCAUUACUUGUAAUACAGACACUGGCCCACAAUUCCACAGCAACCUUGUCUGUUGUCAAGGACUACAUUAUCCGAAGGCUACAGAUGGAAAAUGAUCAGAUCGCUGAGGACGAGAGAUUAAUAAAACAGUACAGAGAGGAUACUGAUAAAAAACGAGCUCAGAUUGAGGAACUCAAAACAACGGCCAAGGUUUUCCAGGCUUCGAAGUGUAACAUCUGUAACCAUCCUCUGGAGCUUCCCUCUGUACAUUUCCUGUGUGAACCACAUUCCUACCAUCAACACUGUUUUGAGAGCUAUGCAGAAAAUGACUCUGAGUGCCCUGUUUGUGCGGCAGAAAAUAGGAAAAUCAUGGACAUAAUCAGGGCCCAGGAACAAAGUAAAGACCUUCAUGAACAAUUCCAUAAUCAGUUACAAAGAUCUCAAGAUGGCUUCUCUGUUGUGGCAGACUACUUUGGAAGAGGAGUUUUUAAUAAGGUCACCCUAAUUACCGAUUCACCAGCAAGACAACCUCCAAAAGCGGCAUCCACAAGUAGAUUUGUGUGACAUUAAUUACAAAGGUCAAGGUCAUCAUGCAAACGACCUUGAACAAUUUGUUGACUGCCUCCAAUAAAAGAUGCUACAAGAUGGAAUGGAAUUCCAGGACCAUCGGAGAGAUUGUUUAUGUUUUGUCACAGAACAGAACCAUCUGUGAUUAUCUAGUGCAAUAUUGUUAAAGAUGUUAUAGCAAAUAAGAUUUUAUUGAAUAAAUAAUAACAUAUGUAAAA